Messenger RNA from Microbotryum saponariae, 3845 nucleotides. The record is from the annotation of a GenBank genome assembly. Lineage: Eukaryota; Fungi; Basidiomycota; Microbotryomycetes; Microbotryales; Microbotryaceae.
AUGCAGCAGACCACAGUCGCUCUCAGCCAGCUCAGCCGCUUCCACUCCGACUCGUGAGGGCGAGCUCUUCACGUGGCGCGCGGGCCGACGCUCCGUCCGCAAUUUUUUAUGGAUAUUCAAUCACAAGAAGGAUACACCACCCCAAUAACAACAUCCCCAACGAUACCACACCCCUCAAUUUCCCCCUAUACUUUUGUUUAGAUCUGGCGGGGUACAUGCACUCUAGCGCAAAAUGGCACUGAAAUGAUGGCAUUGAAACUUUGAUAUGCUGCUAGCUCUCCCCGAGUCUCUCUCUCUCUCUGUGUUCACGUCGCCACGCGUCACACGACAACCGUCUUCGAGCAGCGACGCAGCGAUCAAGCUGCUCUUGCAACCAUGUGCGCGCAGAAAUGAGGCUUCCGUUGAGAACGUCACGCUGAAUUGGAGUUGCCUGUAUUCAUCCACAGGGAGUACGCCAGCGCAUUCCUCUCUGCCGCCUCCUCACUCGGCGCGAGGUCCGCGCUCUCGUCCAACUACACCCUCGCGACCGCCACCUCGCCAUCGUCGUCGUCCUCGGCCACCGCAGCAGGAGCCGUCUCUUCCUCCUCUUCCUCCGCGCCCAUCCGGAGCCUACAGAUCGGCCCGUGGAAGGUCGAACGCGCAUCGCACAACAGCUCGGGCAAGCAAGUCUCGAUAUGGUCCUGCGACAAGUCGUCCCUUGUAGCACCGACCGGCGCACUCAAGCGAGACCCCAAUGCUGCGAGAAGGCUCGAAAAGGCUGUAGAGACGCUCAAGAAAGAGGUGCGCACUGGCUCUGGGUCGUGUCCGAGUUGGCUGCGUGUGAGCAUGUCAGCGCUGACGUCGAACAAUGCACCCCCACCCAUCGAAUUAGGCCGCCUCCUUGUCCCGACUACGACACCCUUGCAUCCUUGAAAUGGCAGAACCGAUCGAAGAGACGAGGUACGAGACACCGCCAUCAAUUAUGCCCCCUACCUGACUCGGAUGCCCGUGCACGGCGAUGACGACUGACGCGCUCGAGUCUUCCCCCCCACUUUGUCCCCGUCCGCAGAUCCGUCAUCACCUUUGCUACCGAGCCCGUCACCGCCUCGCUCCGACAAGCGAUCGCCGCAUCCGCCUCGACCUCGUCCGCCGCAGGGUCCAUAUCUCGAGGCUCGGACCGACGCAACGGAUCCUCUUCCUCCUCCGCCGCCAUGCAGCAGCAGAGCGACCUCGAGCUCGACGAAGUCGAGAUUCAAAAAGGCCUGUCCCAACUCGCCAAAGGUCUGCAAUUUCUUCAUGAGAGCGCAAAGACGAUCCAUGGGAAUCUCACCCCCGAAGCCGUCGUUAUCAAUGCCAAGGGGGACUGGAAAUUGUCCGGUUUUGGUUUGUCGAUACCCCUCUUUGGCCCGGAUGGGGUUGCGACAAAGUGGGAAUUUCCGGGAUACGAUCAUGCGUUGCCGGCGACUGUCCAGAGGAAUUACGACUUUAUCGGUACGUGCCGUUCUCGAUUAAUUAUGAUUACGCACACCACUGAACGCAGCAUACUUCACUUGACAGCCCCGGAAUACAUCCUCGACGAGGCGAACCCGACCCCAGCGAACGACAUGUACUCGCUCGGCUGCAUCCUCCACUCGAUCCACACCCACGCCGGACCACCCUUCCAAAACCGACAAUCCCUAUCCAACGCGCGCACCAACAUCGAAGAAGGCCUUUCACGGGGCAUGGUCCGACCACAAUGGCGGCGAUUAACGGAGGAGGCCCAAUCGGCGUUGGGUCAACUCGUGACGAGGUAUCCGAAUCAACGAAUCUCCGCCGCGGGCUUUUUGGCCCACGGCUACUUUUCGAGUUUGCUCGUUUCGACACUCAACUUCAUCGCUAGGGAUGCGUUCGCGAGCCAAUCGACCGAAGCGCAGACGGGGUUCCUCAAGGGUUUGCUCAAUGUAAGGUGAUGUCAGGCGUUCUUCCCGGUGUCGUGGGGAAGAGAUAAACUCAUGCGUUCCAGGUGUUUUGAAACGCUUACAGGUCCUGCCGCAAUUCAGCGACAAAGUCAACCGACGCAAAGUACUGCCCUCACUCCUCGAAGAGACGAACAAGACCCAUUUGAUCCCUUUCCUCCUUCCCAACAUCGCCUACAUCGGUCAACGCAUGGACGUCGAUGCCUUCCGCUCCCAAGUCCUCCCCCAUCUCAUUCCCUUAUUCAAAAUCAAGGAUCCACCUCAAGCGAUCCUAGCUCUCUUGGAUUCGUUGCCGUUGUUCAGUGAGAAAUCAACGCCGACGUCGUUCAGGGAGGAGGUCAUGCCGUUGGUUUAUUAUUCGUUGGAGAGUGAUAAUCCGGUCGUGUUGGAGAAGGCGCUCAAGGCGGUGCCUUCGUUGUGCGAGACGUUGGAUUAUACGGUGCGUCGUGAUGACUUUUAUCUGGUCGAAAACGCGGAGGCUGAUUGUCGGAUCUCGCCUUGAACUUGCAGACGGUCAAGCAAACCCUCUUCCCCAAGAUCACCACCGUAAGCCCUCCCUUGUCUCAGCUGCCUGUCUACAUUCGCCAAUUGACUGACCCCCUCGCCCUACAGGUCUUCACCAAAACGACGAUGCUGAGCGUUAAAGUCAACACGCUCAUCUGCUUUCAUUCGAUGACUUCGACUCUGGACAAGUUCACCAUCACCGAGCGACUGGUCCCACUGUUGGCCAAAAUCAAGACCAAGGAACCGGCGGUGAUGCUCGCCACGCUUGAGGUGUGCUCCAAGAUUGGAGACAAGGUUGAUUUAGAGGCUUGUGAGUUGCAUAUCAGAGCGGGUGCUGUCGUACAGUACGUUGCUUACUGAGACGUGAAUGGUGUGCACAGUGGCGAGUCAAAUUCUGCCCCAACUUUGGAGGUGGUCAAUGGGUCCCUUGCUCUCGGCCGACCAAUUCGCCAAGUUCAUGUCCGUCAUCAAACGAAUCGGACAUCGCGUAGAGACGGAGCACACGAAGGCCUUGCAGGAACAAAAGCGCUUGGAAGAAUCGACGUCCGGUGGAUCGCUUUCGAGAGGCGGCGGUGGUGGUGCGGGAUCAACACCGAUGGACUUUGAGGCCCUUGUUCGAGGUGGAGCUGGGUUGGGAAGAGCGACUGAAGUCGCGGCUGAUAUCUUUGGGGAUGAUAGUCCGGGGGUAAGUCCUCGCCGAUGUUGGGCCAUGUGUCGUCGGAUCUUUGCGCUGAUUUGGGGUCCCGAGGUGAUCUACAGUCCGUCACGCCCUCACAUGGGUUCAGACCCCCUCCGACUGGGGUCGCUUCGUUCGCUCCUUCUCGACCUUCACCAAGGAGCAGUCUUUCACACAGCUCCUUGGGCGCCAAACUUGUUCCGGCUUCGACCGUCAAUUCUUCCGCCUUUGGGGCGUCAACGGCCAGUUUGACACCGACGACGUCGAGUCUCAGUUCGAUGACGCUGGCUUCCCCUCCUCCUCCCCCCGCUGCUCCGUCCGCUUUCGCUUCUUCAUCCUCGAACUCGAUGAGCUCCUUCACAUCUUUGGAACCUACUCGAUCCUCUUUAUCCUCCCUACCCUCCCUACCAAACCAAACCAACAACUCGACCACAUCCUCCUACUCCUCCCCACGACCCAAUUACCACUCCCUCACCACAACAACAACCAACACCCUUCCCCCACUCGUCCCCAAUUCUUCCUCCUUCUCCCCACCCAACCCAAAUCCAUGGGCAUCUUCAACACCUUCCCAACCUUCCAUAUCAAUAGCAUACGUCGCACCUGUUCCUGCACCACCAUCAGCACCAACUCCGAAACAAUGGGACGUUCUACAGCCCAAAGUCGUUGCGCAACCGAGGAAACCAAGCAAUGGCGAUUUCGGCGCGUGGAGUGAUUUCGAUCCUUUGAAAUGA